GAAGCCCAUUCAUCUGUGCACUUGGGCGUUGGACUCCGCAUCUUAUUAGCAACCAGGGAGAUUUCUCCAUUUUCUCCUUGUCUACAGUACGGCUACAAAUCUGGGAUUUUUUAUUACUUCUUUUUUACUAAACUUGGGCUUUUUUUUUUUUUUUUUUUUUUAAGAAAAAAAAGCUCGACUUUUUUCCUCCUUUUUUUCCCCCCCCCUCCCUCCUGUGCUGCUGCUGCUGCUUUUUUAUUUGAUCUCUUCAACUCAAUAUUUUUAAUAUAAUUUUUAUAUAUAUAUUUUUAAAGAAGGAGUGCGUUAUAAUCGCUUCUGUUCUCUCCUUUUUUUUUUCCGCCCCCCCCCCCGACUCGACCCCCCUUUUGGUGUGUGUGUGUGUCGCUGCCGCUGCCGGUCGCCCGCUAUUUAUACCGACUCGACGCUCUUUGUUUCCCCCUCCUUUUGGAUCUGUUGAGUUUCUUUGUUGAAUAAGCCAGCAUGGGUGCCCAGUUCUCCAAGACCGCUGCGAAAGGCGAAGCCGCCGCCGAGAAGCCCGGAGAAGCGGUGGCCGCGUCUCCCUCCAAGGCGAAUGGACAGGAAAACGGCCACGUGAAGGUGAACGGCGACGCCUCCCCCGCGGCGGCGGAGGCGGGCAAGGAGGAGGUGCAGGCCAACGGCAGCGCGCCCGCCGAGGAGACGGGCAAGGAGGAGGCGGCCUCGUCGGAACCCGCCUCCGAGAAGGAGGCGGCCGAGGCGGAAAGCACCGAGCCGGCCUCACCGGCGGAGGGAGAGGCUUCUCCCAAGACUGAGGAGGGCGCGACCCCCUCGUCCAGCAGCGAGACCCCGAAAAAAAAAAAGAAGCGUUUUUCCUUCAAGAAGUCCUUUAAGCUGAGCGGCUUCUCCUUCAAAAAGAACAAAAAGGAGGCCGGCGAGGGGGCGGAGAGCGAGGGCGGCGCCGUCGCCGCGGCCGAGGGCGGCAAGGAGGAAGCGGCGGCGGCCGCGGCCCCCGAGGCGGCGGGCGGCGAGGAGGGCAAGGCCGCGGCCGAGGAGGCCAGCGCGGCCGCCGCCGGCAGCGCCGAGGCGGCGAAGGAGGAGGCGGGGGACUCGCAGGAGGCCAAAUCGGACGAGGCGGCCCCCGAGAAGCCGGCGGGAGAAGAGGCCCCGGCGGCCGAGGAGCAGCAGCAGCAGGAGAAGGCGGCGGAGGAGGCCGGAGCCGCCGCCUCCGCCACGAGCGAGGCGGGCAGCGGCGAGCAGGAGGCGGCCCCCGCGGAGGAGCCGGCGGCGGCGCGGCAGGAUGCCCCGUCCGAGAGCAGUCCGGAGGGCACCGCCGAACCGGCCGAGUAAGAGCCGCCGCAGCCCCGCGCCGACGAACUUUUCUCCCCCUGUUUGUUUGUUGGAGUGGUGCCAGGUACUGGUUUCGGAGAACUUGUCUACAACCAGGGAUUGAUUUAAAAGAUGUCUCGUUUCUUUUUUUUCUCUCCCCGCAGAUUUCCCAUCUCAAAUCAUUCUGUUACCACCAUUCCAACGGGCGAAGGAGGGCCUCGUCGCCUCCCUCCGCCUCCUUCCUUCUCUCCUUUUUUUUUUUUUCCUUUUUAAUUUUUUUUUUUUUUUUGCAUCAGUAUUAAAUGUUUUUUCGAUAUUUUUUUCCUUUUUUUUUAAUUUUUUUUAAAUUUUUUUGCAUACUUUGCAUCUUUAUUCGAAACGUCAGCUUUUCUUUUGUCAAGUCUGUGGACGCGCCCAUAUAUGAAGGAGAUGGGUGGGUCAGAUAAGGGAUCUCGAUGAAGUGAUUAAGGGGCCACAGUGGGGAAUCCGUGGCGCAUCCAUUGCCAAGAACGUGCCACGAGACACGAUGUGAGGGGUUAGUCUUUUUUUAAAAGAAAGUUAUUACGAUGUAUUUUGUGAGGCAGAUGUUCUAUAAGGUUUACAACACUACAAGUCUUGAUUAAGAAGGAAAGGAAAAAAAAAAAAGAUAAAAAAUUAAAAAAAAAUAAAAUAAAAAAAAAAUCAAUACCCAGAUAAAGAGAUCAUAGUCUUAGGAAUUCAUUUAAACCAUAGGAACUUUUCACUUAUCUCAUGUUAGCUGUAUCAGUCAGUGAUUAAGUAGAAAUACAAGUUGUAUAGGCUUUAUUGUUUAUUGCUGGUUUAUGACCUUAAUAAAGUGUAAUUAUGUAUUACCAGCAGGGUGUUUUUAACUGUGACUAUUGUAUAAAAAAACAAAUCUUGAUAUCCAGAAGCACAUGAAGUUUGCAACUCUUUCCACCCUGCCCGUUUUUCUUUUGUAAAACUUGCAGUCAUCUUUGGACCUUUUAAAACACCGAUUUUCAACUCAACCAAGCUGUGAUAAGUGGAAUGGUUACUGUUUAUACUGUGGUAUGUUUUUGAUUACAGCAGACGACGCUUUUCUUUUCCAGUUGUCUUUGAAAAUAAAGGAAAACUUCAGAUGCAAUGGGGUAUUUUUUUUUUUUUCGGGGUAUAUUUUUUCUUUUUUUUUGUAUUUUUUUUUCUUGUGUAGCAUCUUGUCUAUCAUGUUGGGUUUUUUUUUUUUUUCUUUUUUUUUGUAAAUACUGGAGAAGCUUUGACCAAUUUGACUUAGAGAUGGAAUGUAACUUUGCUUACAAAAAUUGCUAUUAAACUCCUGCUUAAGGUGUUCUAAUUUUCUGUGAGCACACUAAAAGCGAAAAAAAAAAAUAAUAAAUGUGAAUAAAAUGUAUAAUUUGGUCGUGUUUCUUUCAUGGAUACUCUGGUAGCUUCAAUGGGCUGCUGUUGCCUAAAUUUGUAGAGAGAAAGAGAUGCAGCUUGCUGUUGAAAGCUGCCUUCCUAAUCCCAGGCUCUGUAAGGUUGUGCUUAUAGCAGUGGGCUGGGUAAGCUGUAGCUUUCCCGGUCCUAAUAGGAGAACUGGAAGGCAGGCUGAGCACGCACGGCGUGUGAUGUUGCUGUCCAGGCUCCAUCUUGCUUUAAGACCAGAGGUAUCCAGCACGUGAGAUUCUGGCCUCUUGAGGAAAAUGAGAUGUAAUUGGAAUUGCCGAGUGUGGGGCGCCCGUUUCUUUUCAUGUGCUGAGUUGUUUGAAAAUCAAGCUCUUGGACAGACGUCCCUGUUUAUGUCUCUUAGUAUGCUGUCCCUACUUAGGUACCUAGAUGAUUAGCUCAAAAACUUUAGCCUGGAGGGAGAAAGGGGGGUAUUAACACUGCCAUUCUGCUCAAGGUGAUUAAAAGCAAUAUUUUCUCUCUUUUAUUUUUUUCCUCAAGUGCUACUCCCAACUGCAGGUGAGUUAACGAAACAAAUUCCAAGAUCUGUCUAUAAAAACAAUCACUUGGUGCUUGCCUUUAAUUGUUAGGCUUUUUUGGCUAAUAUCCAGCAUUUUGCUCAGGGCAUAUUAUGCCUUAAUAAAACGGUGGGCUCAUGUAAGGAAAGCACUAGUGGUAUUUUUGGAGGGUGGAAAUUGAUUCAAGAAAAGUGUUGCUUCUAAGUUUAUAGGAGGAAAGUUUAGUGUUACACUUAUUUGCUUCCACCUAAAUUUUCAGCGGAAACUCUUUGGAAGCAAUUAUGAUUCAUUUUAUGAGAAAAUGGCACGUUAGCACCUUGUUCCCUAAAGAACAAAGCCUAAACUGAAUGAAGUAUAGUAGAUUUCCUGCUGAAUGCGUACUUUAUUUUUUUUGCCUUUCUUUUUCUUUUUUUUUUUUUCUUGGUUUUUUUUUUUUUUAAUUCGACUGUCUACCAUUUUAACUUUGGCUUGUAUGUACUCUAGUUGCCCUGGUAUUUCUCUAUAGCUUUAGAAAUGUAUUGAAACUAUGCUAUAAUUGCUGAGGGACAAAAAUAAAUGGAUGUAAAACAAGAUCCUCCACACCAGUGUCAUUCUUGGAGUACAUGUGUUUGAAGUCUAGUGCAUAACUGCUUUGCUAAGGGGUUUUUAUAACAUGGCUGUAAAAACCUGUUCUAAGACGCAUGAUGUCUUGGCCAUAGAGUCAAUGUCUCUUUUUAAUAAAUAUAUAUAUUUAAAUCCAA
Molecule: messenger RNA, 3985 nt
Organism: Coturnix japonica (Japanese quail)
Lineage: Eukaryota; Metazoa; Chordata; Aves; Galliformes; Phasianidae
Gene: MARCKS
Product: myristoylated alanine rich protein kinase C substrate
Biological process (GO): central nervous system development; actin filament organization
Cellular component (GO): cytoplasm; plasma membrane; actin filament bundle
Molecular function (GO): actin filament binding; calmodulin binding
Source: RefSeq, a predicted model, not a curated record